Messenger RNA from Culex pipiens pallens (northern house mosquito), 2031 nucleotides. Its product is annotated as sodium- and chloride-dependent glycine transporter 2-like. Gene Ontology annotation, cellular component: membrane. The record is from RefSeq and is a predicted model, not a curated record. Lineage: Eukaryota; Metazoa; Arthropoda; Insecta; Diptera; Culicidae. The transcript has 7 exons. Bases 167 to 2023 code for a protein of 618 amino acids. Gene Ontology annotation, biological process: sodium ion transmembrane transport.
UGACCGUUGAAGAUGUGCCACAAUUUAUGCGCCCAUGCGAGAUGUUUAACAUGUGCGCGCCAAACCUCCCUCCGAUGUAUUGGAGCUGGCCAUCCGGACCGUGGCCAUCACUCAGUGGAUGCACUCUCGCGGUCGUGACGAGUGGCCACAUUGGUGAGGAACAAACAUGGAGUACAAGCCGAAAUUACGCCGCGUGAGUACACUGACCGGCACGUGGGUUGACCGGAGUGUUGCAUCCGGUGUCGCGGAUGACGAGCAGGACGAAGUUCUGACCAGGCGCGGUUCCUGGACUGGGAGGUUCGAUUUUCUGUUAUCUUUGUUGGGGUACUCCGUGGGACUGGGAAAUGUUUGGCGAUUCCCGUACCUUUGCUACAACAAUGGAGGUGGGGCCUUCCUAAUCCCGUUCACCGUGAUGCUAGUGAUAGCCGGACUACCACUAAUGUUCAUGGAACUCUCCCUGGCCCAGUAUGCCGGACUUGGACCAGCAGUCCUGUUCAAACGACUGUCCCCGCUUCUCCAAGGACUUGGCUUCGGAAUGGUCCUCGUUGCCCUGGUCGUAAUGCUGUACUACAACGUAAUUCUAGCGUGGACCCUGUUUUACAUGCUGGCAUCGUUUGAGGAACCGUUGCCGUGGAAGGGAUGCCAUCAUGCGUGGACCAGUCGGCAGUGCUAUUCGUACGAUGAAGAGAGCAAAUGUCUGGAUCUUAAUGGGACAUACUAUAUGAGGGAGUGUUAUGCGAACGUUAGCUUGAUUGCUAACUUUACCAAAGUGGCGAAGAAACCACCCGCGGAGGAGUUUUUCAAAAAUUACGUUCUCCAGCUCUCAAGUGGCAUCGAGCACACCGGAAACGUUAGCAUUACGCUAUCCUUCUGCCUGCUGGCCGCCUGGCUCAUCGUCUUCCUUUGCCUCUGCCGAGGAGUCAAAUCUUCCGGCAAGGUGGUCUACUUCACGGCCCUGUUUCCGUACGUGGUCCUGAUAAUGCUUUUCGUGCGGGGAAUCACACUGCCCGGUUCUUACACAGGAAUCAUGUACUAUCUGGAACCGGACUGGGAAAAGCUGAAAAGUGCCCAAAUUUGGGGUGAUGCCGCCGUCCAGAUCUUCUUCGCACUGAGUCCCGCCUGGGGAGGGCUGCUCACGCUAGCGUCCUACAACAAGUUCCAAAACAAUUGCUACCGGGAUGCCAUCAUCGUGGCCGUCACCAACAUACUGACGUCGUUCUUCGCUGGUUUUGUGAUAUUUUCCAUUUUGGGAUUCCUGGCGCACGAGUUGGACACCGAAGUGGGAACCGUGCUGGACCAGGGAGCGGGGCUUGCGUUUGUGGUGUUUCCGGAAAUGGUCACCAAGUUGCAGAUGCCAAUGUUCUGGUCGGUGUUGUUCUUCUUCAUGCUGUUGACCCUUGGCUUGGAUUCGCAGUUUGCGCUCAUGGAAACGGUUGUGACCGGAAUUUUGGACACUUUUCCCCAGUGGCGGCGCUGGAAGCUGAGGGUCGUGUUUGGAGUGGCCACCGUGGGAUAUCUGGGCGGAUUGGUGUUCAUUACAAACAGUGGCAUGUACUGGUUCCAGCUCGUCGACAAGUACGCCGCCAAUUGGUCUGUGCUGCUGAUCGCCACCAUCGAAUGUGUCCUGGUUGCGUGGGUUUACGGCUCGGAGCGAUUCAUCCAAAAUAUUGAGGAGAUGAUUGGUCGACGCUCCAAGUGCUUCGUCGUCUUUUGGACCAUUCUCUGGAAGGUGGUUACGCCGGCAACUCUGUUGUUUAUCCUUUGCUUCAACUGGAUUCAGUAUAAACCGGUCUCGUACGGGAAGUACGCUUACCCCGAAUGGGCGGACAUUGUCGGUUGGAUUAUUGGACUGCUGCCAAUGGGGGUGGUGGUCCUGACGGCAAUCUACAAACUCAUUGCAGAUAUCAGCGAAAAGUCUCUGGUGGAGAAAAUUAUCUCACUUGUUCGACCAACUGACGAAUGGAGGGCAGCAAAAGUGGCACUUUAUCAUUUGGAAUAUGAUGAACCGGUUACAGAGCUUUGAAUUAUAAU